Molecule: messenger RNA, 1309 nt
Organism: Hibiscus syriacus
Lineage: Eukaryota; Viridiplantae; Streptophyta; Magnoliopsida; Malvales; Malvaceae
Product: GDT1-like protein 3
Exons: 9
Coding region: 254-1117 (287 amino acids)
Biological process (GO): calcium ion transmembrane transport; Golgi calcium ion homeostasis; Golgi calcium ion transport
Cellular component (GO): Golgi apparatus
Molecular function (GO): manganese ion transmembrane transporter activity; calcium ion transmembrane transporter activity
Source: RefSeq, a predicted model, not a curated record
GCGGAAGAAGCAGUUCGUAUGUAGAAUCUGCAGGAAGACCUUCACAAUUCUUCGCACGAUCUCUCUUUCUUUCUUUGAUCUCAUUGAUUCACAAAUGAAUCCUUCAAUCCUAUUGAAGAUUCCUUCAGAUCCAUUACCCUUUUCCCAGAUCUCUCUCCUUUGAUUCAAUUUUCAAAGUUUUUCUUAAAAAUUUAAUCUUCCGAUUAAAUCUCAAGAUCCCUCGAUUCUCUCUCAAAACCCAGUUUUUUUCGUCAUGGGUUCCACUUCCAUUCGCUUUCUCUUCAUUGCUUCCUUUGUCUUCUUCGCUGUGUCUUCCAUUUCAUUUGCUCAGGAUUCAGAAGUUCAAGCUGAAAGGGAGGAAUCUGGUGGGUCAAUCAAAGAUUUGGGCCGGCGGGGCAUGAUUGCUGCGAAGAACCUUAAGAAUGGUGUACUAGACGAUCCGGUGGGUACUGCUCUUGGUUUUGAUUCUGGUCUCGGCAUCUUGGAUGCAUUCUUUGCAAGUUUUUCCAUGAUAAUUGUCAGUGAGAUUGGAGAUGAAACUUUUAUAAUAGCAGCUCUUAUGGCUAUGCGGCACCCAAAGUCAAUUGUUUUAUCUGGUGCGCUAGCUGCCCUCUUUGUAAUGACAAUACUUUCCACUGGACUAGGUAGGAUUGUGCCGAAUCUGAUAUCAAGGAAGCACACAAAUAGUGCAGCUACAGUUCUCUAUGCAUUUUUUGGGCUUCGGUUACUUUACAUUGCUUGGAGAUCAGACACAAAGGGAUCUCAGAAAAAGGAAAUGGAAGAAGUGGAAGAAAAACUUGAGACUGGCCAAGGGAAAACAUAUUAUCGACGCUUCCUCUCCAGAUUUUGUACACCAAUAUUCUUGGAGUCAUUUAUUCUAACGUUUCUAGCAGAAUGGGGGGAUCGAAGCCAAAUUGCCACAAUUGCUCUGGCAACGCAUAAAAACGCGGUGGGUGUAGCAGUAGGAGCUGUGAUAGGGCACACCAUCUGUACAUCACUGGCCGUGGUGGGAGGAAGCAUGCUAGCAGCCAAGAUCUCGCAGCGCACUGUUGCCAUGGUCGGAGGCUUGCUCUUCCUUGGCUUCUCUCUCUCAUCAUAUUUCUACCCUCCCCUAUGAUUUGUAGGUUAACAUGAUUCUUUUGGAAGAACCCAAUUUCCUUUGCUCUUCAAAUGUUCCUAGUGUUUUAUCUCUAGUUCAUGUGCAACACUGAAAUGUUUUUAUACUAACUGGCAUAAAAACCAGACCAAUGUCCUUAUUCUUUUUGUAUACAUACAUAUAUAAUAUGUUAAAAUAUAUGUUAUAUUUUAA